Messenger RNA from Pyricularia oryzae 70-15, 2397 nucleotides. RefSeq names its product orotidine 5'-phosphate decarboxylase. Gene Ontology annotation, molecular function: orotidine-5'-phosphate decarboxylase activity. Lineage: Eukaryota; Fungi; Ascomycota; Sordariomycetes; Magnaporthales; Pyriculariaceae. The transcript has a single exon. The coding region runs from base 816 to 1985 and encodes 389 amino acids. Gene Ontology annotation, cellular component: cytosol. The record is from RefSeq and is a predicted model, not a curated record. Gene Ontology annotation, biological process: 'de novo' UMP biosynthetic process; 'de novo' pyrimidine nucleobase biosynthetic process.
GAUUAUUUAGAAUUCGAAGUCUUUCUUUUUAAAAAGCAUAGAAGUGGAAUCCGACCACCGACCGUUUUCCUUUUCUAUUGCGUUUGUCGCCAUGAUCAUUCUUGGCACGGACGACAAAACACUUAAGUUGGUUUGGGCCAAAUUUGACUUGACACCUCCUUGACAAUUAAGUAAAGCUAAUACUGGUCAAAACCAACUGAAUCAGCAAGUGCAUAAUUGUACUUCCCUCAUGGUCAAGCGCCCGAAAAAAAUAAAAAAAAUAAACAUGAGAAUAGACAAAACAAAAUGGGAGAAGAAAUGAGAAAAGAGGGAAAGAAAAAGGAAAGGGACAAAAAAGAGUAUAUGACAGGGAAUACCUCGAAUCAUUAGUCCCCCACUAAAUACGGUGAGAAGUGCACCGAUUUUAUUUCUCCCCCUCACACACGACGUAAAACACAUUAGCUCCCCACCCACAUGCAAACAGCAACGACGGUCUCCUCGACCACCAACACUCCACCACAGAGACCAGCAAAGCUAACCGCCCAUAGAAGUGUCCCCCCUGCACUAGGACUUUCUCCAACCCUGACGAUCUUUUUUUCUCUGUUUUUUUCUUCUUCCUCCUCUCUCUGCAAGUCCGUCACCACCUGGGUAUCAGUAUACAUAUACGCACUACAAAAGGACCAAACCUGCGUCUUGCACGCACCGGACCUGACCGUAACCUCUCGAUAGAUCCUUGCCAAAUUUCUGUAGCAAGCUCACCUCGACAAAAGUCCCGAUCGAUACGAUACGCUACCCUACACCCCCACCCUCCGAAGCGAGUAGCCCGCUGCAAAACCAUGGCUAAUCAACACCACCCGUCCCUCAAGACGCCGUUCGGCACGCGGGCCCAGUCGGCCGGCCAUCCCCUGUCGUCGUAUCUGCUACGGCUCAUGGAGCUCAAGCAGUCGAACCUAUGCCUCAGCGCCGACGUGACGACCGCCCGCGAGCUCCUAUACCUGGCCGAGAAGGCCGGCCCGUCAAUCGUCGUGCUCAAGACUCACUAUGACCUCAUCUCGGGGUGGGACUAUAGCCCCAAGACGGGGACGGGUGCCAAGCUCGCGGCGCUGGCGCGGCGGUUCGGCUUCCUGAUCUUUGAGGACCGCAAGUUCGCCGACAUCGGCAAGACGGUCCAGAUGCAGUACACCGCCGGCACCGCACGCAUCAUCGAGUGGGCCCACAUCACAAACAUCAACAUUCACGCUGGCAAGGACAGCGUGCGCGCCCUGGCCGAGGCCGCCGCCAAGUGGCGGGAGCGCAUCAAGUACGAGGUCAGGACCUCGGUCUCGGUCGGCACCCCGCUGUCGGACAGCUUUGAGGACGAUGAGGAGGGCAAUGGCGCCGGUGUCGGCGGCAGCAGCAGUAUGGCGAGCCCGCCCAUUGCCGGGAGCAGCAAUAGCGGUGGUGGGCCGCCUCCGUCCGUGUACGGGCGCGACGCCGACGGGCGCAAGGGCAGCAUCGUGUCGAUUACCACGGUGACGCAGUCUUUUGAGCCGGCAGACUCACCACGGCUCUCCAAGAGCAUGUCGGGCGAGGGGGUCGACGACCUCGUCUUCCCGGGCAUCGAGGAGGCCCCGCUGGAGCGCGGCCUGCUGAUCCUGGCCCAGAUGUCGAGCAAGGGGUGCCUGAUGACGCCCGACUACACGGCGGCGUGCGUCGAGGCCGCGCGGGAGAACAGGCGGUUUGUCAUGGGGUUCGUGGCCCAGGAGGGCCUCAACAGCGAAGCCGACGAUGACUUCCUCACCAUGACGCCCGGCUGCAAGCUGCCACCGCAGGGCGAGGAGGAGAACGGCCCGCUGGAGGGCGACGGGCUGGGCCAGCAGUACAACACGCCCGCGAAGCUGAUCGGCCUUGGCACUGAUAUCGUUAUCGUGGGCAGGGGUAUCAUCAAGGCCGACGACCCCCAAUCAGAGGCCGAGAGGUAUAGACGCAAGGCAUGGUCCGCAUAUCAAGAACGUGUGCGUCAGUGAGGUCGGGGUUGGCUUUUUUUUUUAUCUCUUUGCAGGAAUCAAGAAGAUUCAAGUAUGGGCAGGAUUCCAAAAAUGGGGUCUUUACUUCGGAGGAGGUGGGGGUCGGCCUAUUGUGGGCAGAUGUAAAGACGAGCAAGGCCGCGAAACGAACUGUUUGGGAUCAUGUCACUUAUAGAACCAAACAGGGAGUCGAAGGGGGAUUCGUUUUUCUUUCUUUUUGAGCAAAAUUGGUUGUUUGGUGAGAAAAGCAUACCUACAUAAUUCACGGCGUUGGGCGUUUAGUCUGUACGCAGUGGAAAAAAUGAUUUAUUUGAAAACUUCGAAAUUGCCAUUUCUCUACAUCUGAACCGAAAGGUUAUCAGUGCAUACCAUACUGUUUUUUUCUUCUUACUUUUUACCUUUACACUGCUUG